This is a messenger RNA of Aspergillus ochraceoroseus IBT 24754, 1815 nucleotides long. Its product is annotated as F-box protein. The record is from RefSeq and is a predicted model, not a curated record. Gene Ontology annotation, molecular function: protein binding. Bases 1 to 1815 code for a protein of 604 amino acids. The transcript is spliced from 2 exons. Lineage: Eukaryota; Fungi; Ascomycota; Eurotiomycetes; Eurotiales; Aspergillaceae.
AUGGCCCUUUCCCCCGUAGCAGAUCCUCUCAGAGUCUUCCCCCCUGAGCUUGUCCUUCGCGUCCUGGACUUCGUGCCCGUCUCUUCUCUGGCGUCUCUUACUCUGGUUUCAACCGCCUGGCACCGGUUUAUUGACGUCACCCACCAAGACGCCAUCUACUCGUCCGUAUCCAAAACUGCCCAACCCCCCGGAAGUGGUCGAUCGCUGGCCUUUCUGUCUGAGAGCACAAGCUUCUCCAAGUGGUAUGGGGAGGAUACGGCGUCAUGGAAGGAGCUGUGCAAGCGACAGACCUUGCUCGCCCGCAACUGGGCCCAGCCACGCCCGUCCACUGGGGAGUCGCUGUUGCAGGUCGGCCAUGACCCCGUCUGGCGGUUCCGCCCGGACUUCAAGCGGCGAUUCUUCGUUUCUACAUCGCACGCUGGGGGAUUGAAUGUCACGGAUAUGGAUACCGGUCGCAUCCUGUGGCGAUUGCCCUCGACCCUGGAUACUGAUCAUGAGCAUGCAGUUCGCCCGUAUGCCCAUUUGGAGUAUCAGGAUGGCAUCGCUGUGUUUGACCGGGAUGGAGAUGCCGUCGAGGUUUGGCAGGCGGAUUUGGAGGGUGCCAACCGGGGGCAGUUUGGACGCAUCGCCGUCUUAGAUCACACUUGCCAGACCCGAGGUUUUCAGCUGUCAUAUUGGACGCUUUGUGUCGUCUCCAGUGAAGGACAGGGGUUCGUAUAUGAUAUGACGCAGCGACCGCCCAAAUUGACCACGCAUAUGGAGAUCGCGCACGAUGCCGUCGGCCAUCUGGACCAAGGCCCCGAGAUAGUUGUCUACUCUAUGGGUCCGCAAGGGUACCACGUUCAUGACAAGGCGUCCGGUUCACUGCUGGGCGUGUUGCAGCCGUCCCAUUGCACCGAGAAGUAUCACAUCCGCCCACCUCCCGCCAGCUCCUCGUACGCGACCGCGACGGUGGCAGGGGCUGCACUAUACGGGCCACGACAUCCGGUCUUCCCCCCCAGAUCACACUGUAGAGACCGUUUGGUGCCAAUCAAGGUCUCCACAGGCCCUCUACCGACACCGACCGGCCUUGAACAUGCCUGGCCUGGCGAAAACGAAUGGGGAGCGGGUAUGCUGGACAACGACUUAUUUGUAGGAUUUUCCCGCGCUGGUCAUGUAUUCGUGUGCUCAGACUGGCGGAGGGCUCUCCGCGAUCCAGCUAGUCUCGCAGCAACCAGCGCGAUUAUCGAAUGCGAAUCGGAUGGGUCUAAUUUCGACCUGGGGGGCUGGCUGUCGGUGCGAAAUGGGCGGUUGAUGUUCGAGAUCCAAGACCGUAUCUACGUCGUCGCCCUGGAUGAGAAUAACAGCGUCCAGGAAGUUAAUCAUCCUGUACGCGCUUCAUACUCCUUGCUUACGGGCUCUGCACCGCAGCUCAGUGUGCCGGUCAGUUUCAUGUCGUUAUAUGACGAUGCAAUUAUGACUACCUACACGACCCUCGGCCGGCGGCAAUCUCUUUUCGACCAACCUGGGGACAUCCCCGAACGGGAAGACGAGCUCGUUGCUGGUAUCUUCCCGACUGUGCUCAUUCGGAUUGUCAGCUUGGCCCCGGAUCUAUCCCAUUGCACAACAUCCCAAGGAUUGGCUACCGAUGCAGCGCAGAGUCCGACCGGAAGAGGCCCGUGGGACCCCGGGCAGCAAUCCUUACCCGCAACGGAUAUCCGACGCCACAGCGAGAGGAUCUGGCAAUCGCUGGAUAUCUUGGGAGACGAGCUUGAGGAAGAGGAAGUAGACGAGAUCUCGGAAUAUCUUGACGACCAGGGGUAUGAUGGCCCCUAG